Messenger RNA from Talaromyces marneffei, 1488 nucleotides. RefSeq lists its product as uncharacterized. Bases 1 to 1488 code for a protein of 495 amino acids. Gene Ontology annotation, biological process: GPI anchor biosynthetic process. The record is from RefSeq and is a predicted model, not a curated record. Lineage: Eukaryota; Fungi; Ascomycota; Eurotiomycetes; Eurotiales; Trichocomaceae. Gene Ontology annotation, cellular component: glycosylphosphatidylinositol-N-acetylglucosaminyltransferase (GPI-GnT) complex. The transcript is spliced from 5 exons. Gene Ontology annotation, molecular function: phosphatidylinositol N-acetylglucosaminyltransferase activity.
AUGCCUUACAACAUUGCCAUGGUCAGCGACUUUUUCUUCCCACAGCCAGGCGGAGUUGAAAGUCACAUUUAUCAAUUAUCAACGAAACUCAUCGACCGCGGCCAUAAAGUCAUCAUCAUAACGCACGCCUACAAAGGCCGCACUGGCGUACGCUACCUCACCAACGGUCUCAAAGUCUACCAUGUCCCUUUCCUCGUCAUCUACCGCGAGGCCACGAUGCCGACGCUCUUCUCGUUCUUCCCCAUAUUCCGCAAUAUCAUCGUUCGCGAACAGAUUCAGAUUGUCCAUGGUCAUGCCAGUUUGAGUAGUUUUUGCUGUGAAGCAAUCCUACAUGCGCGCACGAUGGGAUUACGGACUGUAUUCACGGAUCACUCGCUAUUUGGGUUUGCGGAUGCAGGUUCGAUUCUUACGAAUAAGUUAUUGAAAUUUAUUCUUAGUGAUGUGGAUCAUAUUAUUUGUGUCAGUCAUACUUGCAAGGAAAAUACGGUCCUUCGAGCAUCUCUAGAUCCGCUGAUGGUAUCCGUCAUACCCAACGCGGUUGUCGCAGAAAACUUUCGUCCUUUAUCUUAUCCGACCACAGACGGCGUUGCGGGUCAAGUGUCUCGACCGGCUCCUCGAAUUAUCGGUCCGGAUGAUACAAUUACUAUUGUCGUGAUUUCACGACUUUUCUACAACAAAGGUAUAGACUUGUUGAUUGCAGCAAUACCGCGAAUACUCAAGUCACAUCCAAAUGUGCGGUUUAUAAUUGGCGGGUCGGGCCCCAAGGCUAUUGAUCUGGAACAAAUGCUCGAACGCAACAUGUUGCAAGACAAGGUUGCAAUGCUGGGCCCUGUACGGCAUGAGGAAGUGCGAGAUGUAAUGGUCCAGGGACAUAUAUACUUGCAUCCCAGUCUGACAGAAGCGUUCGGUACUGUGCUGGUCGAAGCUGCCAGCUGUGGCUUAUAUGUCGUGUGCACGCGUGUUGGAGGUAUUCCGGAAGUUCUGCCACAGCAUAUGACCACGUUUGCCAAACCAGAGGAGGACGAUCUUGUCCAGGCGACUGGUAAAGCCAUUGCAGCACUUCGAUCCAACAAAGUGCGCACGGAACGAUUUCACGACCAGGUGAAAAUGAUGUAUUCGUGGACUGACGUGGCUCGUCGGACUGAACGAGUAUACAAUGGAAUAUCAGGCGCUAUCAGCGAACUCGAAUUCUACGGACACUAUCCAGAUGCCGGCUGGGAUGCCGUUCGCGGCCGCACUCGAAGCUUUGCACUUAUUGACCGGUUGAAACGAUACUAUGGAUGCGGUAUCUGGGCCGGUAAACUGUUCUGCAUGUGCGUUGUGAUUGAUUACUUGUUGUUUGUGUUUUUGGAAAUGCUCUGGCCACGAGCCAAUAUCGAUAUUGCGCGUAGUUGGCCUAAGAAGCAAGUGCCACAUCCAGACGCUGCUGCAGCUACGAAGGGGAAUAUGACGAGAAGCACGCGGGAUCGACUGCGAGCUAGUUCUUGA